AGAGAGAGAGAGGGGCAUAUGUAAAUUACAUAGAGAAAAAAAAGAUUGCAUUCUACCUUUUUGUUUGCGAUAAUGGGCUCCAUCAACUGUAAAUUGUUAGGGGUGAUGAGAUAAUUGUUUUCUCACCUGAGAGUCUUUGAUAAAUGUUUUUGGAGAGUUGAAGAUUUAGGAGAAGGAUGUGAGAGCUUAUGAGAAGAGGUUGUGCGGAUUGAUCAAUGCUCAAGGAUUAACUUUUUCUAAGAUCAUCAAAAAUGAUGCUUUUUCCAUGUUUUUUUGUGGAGAUUAGGGUUAAGCAUGUGAAUUAUGGAUGGUGAAGUUUACAAGGGUGUUAUCUGUACUCUGAUGAGAGGGAAGGAUAUUUGUGGUAUAGUUACAUCAAGUUCCAGGAUCAGGAAUUGCAGACAAAUGUAUUGAUAUUUCUACAUCCAAGAGUGUGUCCUGUUAAUACAUAAGUAACCACAGACUCUCUAAGUCACCUUGGAUUUAACUAUCUGAUGUUUACAAAGGGGAUUUAAUAUCAAAUAUUGAAAUAACGGAGGGAUUGGUGAAAGAACAAAGAAACCAUUACCUGCAUUGGAAAUAAUAUGUAUCAUACAAAAUUCUGAUCAAUGAUUGCUAACAAUUAGUAGUGCAUGUACCUUAAAGAAUAUGAUCAUGAAUGAUGCCACAAUAUUUAUGAUAAGUGUAUAUAAAUAAAACCAAUUUCAUUGAGGGGAAAUAGCAGUAUAUAGCAGUUAAAUCCUGUUUUUUGUUAGAGAAAUGUUUUGGUUGGAGAUUUUGUGCAUCAGUGUGAUAGCUGAUUGAUACACUCACUGGUCACACUCUCAAGGUGUCUCUACGCUUUGUCAAUAUACGAUAAUAUUAGAUAAAGUGGGACGCUUCUUUCAAUUUUGGGGCAGUUUGUGUCACUCCGUAUUGAUUCAUGGCUUUAAAAAAAUUGGAAGAAAUUUGAGCACAUCAGAGGAGAGACUUUUAUUUCGGGUGUGUAGGAGAAUCCCUUUUACAUCGGUUUAAAAGACACAUCUGUAUGGUGGAGAGAGUAUUGCGUAAUUUCCUCGUUUAGUCAUGGAGUCCGAUGAAAUAGAAGAGACCAUACAAAUAAGAGAAGUGGAGGACUCAGGUGAAAAUAAUGAGACACGAGGAGAGGAAACGGAGAGUACAACCUUAUUAUCCACUAGCCCAAGUGGAGAAGAUGUAGGUGGAAUUGUGGUUCAAGGAAGUGGAGGAAGUAUUUUUCAAGUAACUCCGGCCAUUGUUGUACAUGAAGUGGAGCCCAAUCGUAAUGGUAAACCCUGCAAAGUGGACUUUGAUGAUGAGAAUGAUGAUGAUGGUGAGGACACGACACGGAACAUUGAUAGCAACCCCCUGGCCAGCAACGAUGAACUGGAAUCUCCUUACUCCCAGCAGAUGGAGCUGUAUGCAGAUGAUCUGCAUGAAAGAGGAAAAAUCUCUCAAAUUCUCAACCGCAUUGCCAAUUACCAGGGAGGUGUUGAACCCAAUAUCAGUGAAAACUACCAGUCGAGUCCAAAGAAGGUGAAACUUGGUACACUGCUAGGAGUGUACUUACCCACAAUACAGAAUAUCUUUGGAGUGCUUCUGUUUAUUCGUAUGACAUGGAUCGUGGGGAUGGCAGGAUCUAUAGAAAGCAUGGGAAUAGUUGUCAUCUGCUGUUGUACUACUUUUCUGACGGCCAUUUCUAUGAGUGCCAUAGCAACCAAUGGAGUGGUCCCUGGGGGUGGGUCCUACUUCAUGAUCUCCCGCUCACUGGGGCCUGAGUUUGGAGGAGCUGUAGGGGUACUGUUCUACCUGGGAACCUCUGUAGCAUCUUCCAUGUACAUCAUAGGAUCAGUGGAAAUUCUAGUGAAAUUCAUUGCUCCUGCCUUGUCAAUUUUUGGAGAUGUUAAUGAGGAGGCCAAUGCUUUCAAUGCGUACCGUAUUUAUGGCACAGGGAUUCUGAUCAUCCUUGCCUUAAUAGUGUUUAUUGGGGUGCGAUUUGUUAGCAAGUUUGCAGCCCUUUCACUGGCUUGUGUCAUUCUGUCUAUAUUGUGUAUUUACAUUGGAAUAUUUGCUGCCACUGAAGACGAUAAUGUAAAGAUCUGUUACUUAGGAGAUAGACUAUUAACAAGUGCCAUUGCGGAGACUAACGGGGUAUUUACAUGUAGUAAGGACAACUACACCACACUGUACAACACGCACUGCUUCAACAACACCUGCGACGACUACUUCAAUGAACACACCACCAGGGUGGUGGACGGGAUUCCAGGACUCAGCAGUGGGGUGUUUCACGCUAAUCUGCACAAUCGCUACACAGAGGAGGGCAAAAUCAUUGGUACAGAAGAUCGUGGUAAACGGGCUUAUGGAGAAAUUGUAGCCGACAUCACUUCCUCUUUUAUGGUUCUUUUGGCCAUAUACUUCCCUUCUGUAACAGGUAUAAUGGCAGGCUCUAACAGAUCAGGAGACCUUGCAGAUGCCUCCCGGUCCAUCCCGACUGGAACCAUAGCAGCCAUUCUGACCACUUCCGCUGUCUAUGUUACUAGUGUCCUGUUCUUUGCUGGAACUAUUGAAGGAGACCUACUCAGAGACAAAUUUGGAGAAAGCAUCAAUGGGGGCUUAGUGGUAGCUAAACUGGCAUGGCCAAAUGAAUGGGUGAUUUUGAUUGGUUCAUUUUUGUCAACUCUUGGAGCUGGUCUCCAGAGUCUUACAGGUGCACCCAGAUUGUUGCAAGCCAUUGCAAGUGAUGGAGUUAUUCCCUUCCUGAAUGUCUUUGGUGUGACCACUAAGAGAGGAGAGCCAUUCCGGGCUCUUCUGUUAACCGCCCUCAUCUCAGAAUUAGGCAUCUUGGUAGCCAACCUUGAUAUGGUGGCACCUAUCAUCACCAUGUUCUUCCUUAUGUGUUAUGGAUUUGUCAACAUGGCCUGUGCCUUGCAGACAUUACUUAGAACACCUAGCUGGAGACCUCGAUUCAAGUUUUACCACUGGAUUCUCUCCCUUCUGGGAUUAGCAUUGUGUGUCACUCUGAUGUUUAUAUCUAGCUGGUACUAUGCUUUGGUAGCAAUUGGCAUCGCUGUCUGCAUAUACAAGUACAUUGAAUACAAAGGAGCUGAGAAAGAGUGGGGAGAUGGAAUCCGUGGGUUAGCUAUGUCUGCUGCUCGCUACUCCCUGCUGCGACUACAACAAGGGACGCCACACACCAAGAACUGGAGACCACAGCUGUUAGUGUUGAUGAAACUAGAGGAAGACCUGAGUCCCAAGUAUCCACAAAUGGCUGCGUUUGCCAGUCAGCUGAAAGCAGGAAAAGGUUUGACUUUGGUGAACUCUGUAAUUGAGGGUAAAUACAUGGAGAGAUUCAAUGAUGCUCAGACUGCUAAACAGAAAUUGAACAAGACCAUUGAACAGUUUGGGGUCAAAGGAUUUGCCGAUGUUUUGGUCAGUGAAAAUGUGGCUGUUGGGAUGUGCCACAUGAUUCAGAAUGCUGGUCUGGGAGGACUGCGACACAACACUGUGAUGAUUGGCUGGCCAUAUGGGUGGAGACAUGAUCAUAAUGAAAGAAGCUACAAGGUCUUUCUAGAGGCUGUAAAAAAUAUAAACUCAGGACAGAUGGCGCUGUUAGCCGUAAAAGGAAUCAACCUUUUCCCAUCGUCCAAUGAGAAGCUGAAAGGAACCAUCGAUGUCUGGUGGAUUGUGCAUGAUGGAGGUAUGCUGAUGUUGCUGCCCUUCCUGCUGAAGCAACACAAGACGUGGAAGCACUGCAGACUGAGGGUCUUCACCGUGGCUCAACUGGAGGAUAACACCAUUCAGAUGAAGAAGGACCUGGAGAUGUUUAUGUAUCAGCUGCGUAUAGAGGCAGAGGUUCAUGUUCUUGAAAUGAGUAAUAGUGACAUCUCUGCCUACACUUAUGAAAGAACACUAAUGAUGGAACAAAGAACAGAGAUGUUGAAACAGAUGAAGAAGCAGAAUGUCAAAGAGGUUCAGUCCAUUGUUGACCAGUCCAGAGUGACCACUGUAUCCCCCACCAAAAUCCAGUUAGAGCCGGUUCAGGAGGAGUCACAGCAGGGCCCAGAGAGUACCACCGACGAGGAGAAGCUGGAGAUACACCAGUACACCUUCACCCCAGGGGCAGCCAAGGUCAAACCCCCAGUCAGUAACAAUGGGAAGGCUGGGGACUACCUCCAAAUCAAACCCGAUUCCUCAUAUAAUGGCGUUCAUAAUAAGAAACCGGACAAGAAAAAUAUACGACGCAUGCACACAGCAGUGCGACUGAAUGAGGUCAUCAUUGAGAAGUCCCACGAGGCCCAGCUUGUGAUUCUGAAUUUACCAGCCCCACCCAAAACAGAAGCAGGGGAACUGAACUUUAUGGAGUACUUGGAGGUGUUGACUGAGGGCUUAGACCGAGUUCUGAUGGUUCGAGGAUGUGGAAAUGAAGUCAUCACAAUCUAUUCAUAGAACUGUUGUAAGGAGCCACACAGUGAUGUCAUAUCCAGCCCUGGAUAAAACAAACGGAGAACUUGCAAGUCAAACAUGAUAUUUUGCAUGUUGCAAUGAGACAAUGAGAAUUUUUUCAUCGUGUGUUUUAGACUUUAUUGAUAUCAAUGCAGGUUCAUAUAUGUAUAUGUAUUUUUUUUGCAUAUUUAUGGAUAUAUUUAUAUGGUUUUUUUUUAAGAAAGCACAUAUGUUGCAAUUUUCUUGAACCAUAGAUACAAAAUACCUAUGGUAGUUAGUUAAUAAAAAAAAUGUUAAAAAUCAAAAAGUGCAGAUGACAUACAUCUAGAUUUGUAAAACAAAAAAAAAUUUAGUAUCAUUAAUUUUUUCAUUCUUUUUAAAGAUUUUAUUUGCAAUGAAUAUGUGACAAAGAAAGAAGGGCCAAAGAUCAUUUUGUAAAACAAAAACGAUCAAUAACUGUAGACAUAUCAGUUGAUCUGAUUGAUUAUAUAUUUCAUAUUUUUUUAGUAAACUGUAUAUAACUUUACUUUUUAAAAGAUAUUUUUUGAAUUUUGUAAAGCUAACUAUAGAGAACAUGAUUUUUCUGAAGAGAAAAAAAAGUUCACAGUUUUGACAUUUUGCAUAUUUUUUGGGCAAGUAGAUUGUAAUGUAUGAAUAUUUAUGUAUUUUCUUUUUUAACAACCCUGUAUAAGUAAGGUAAUACCCACUGAAUUGAUUAAUGAUUAAUAGGAAAAUGAUAAUGAAAUUUUGAAUAAGUGAUAGUUUUCAUAAUACACUCCUGCUUUGUCAACUAAAAUUGAUAUAAUAUUCACUGAUGAGCAUAUAUUGUCUUGAAUGUAUUAAUCAUUGUCUUGUUUUUCACUUAAAAAUCAAUAUGUUUAUCUGCUAACCAUAUCAUGGGUUUAUUUGCAAGUUUUGAAUUAUUAAAAGCACAUAAUCAAUAUUUUACUUGACAAUUCAGCUAAACAAUUAUGACAAAAGAUAGAUAUAAUAUAUUUUUACAUGUAGCUUUAAAUAUAUAAGAUUUAUUACAUGUAAAUAAUAAUAUAUUGCAUGAGGAUACACUAUGGCUCAGGUUAUAUCAACCCUUAAGCUUGGUUUGAUUAUUUUGUUGAUUAAGUAUUACUUUACAUAUGACUUUGUGGCCAAUUUAUUAGUAGGUUAUAAGACAUGCUAUGUUUACAUGGCUUUCAUUAUUUUAUUUGUUGGUCUGUCUCAUGUAUAGGUAUUAUUUUACAUUUUAACCAGGUUGUAACUAAUUUUAUAUACAUGCACAUAGCAGUUCUUACCAAAUAAGUGGAUGCCAUGAUUUGUAAUUAAAAGUUCCUUGAACUUUUAUGGAGAAAACUAAAUUUCAUGUGUUUCUAGUCAAUCUAACCUUCUACUUUGAAUUUCUAAAUAUGCAUAUUUCAAAAUCUUGGUGCUAGAUUAAUUAGAGACAAAUUGACAGGACAUUGUAGCAGAAGAGAAUUUAUUUGUGUGCCCAUAGUACACCUUUGGUGCUCUGUCACAGUCAAUCUGUGAUUCCAAACCCUGAGUGACAAAUAUUUUAAAACAAAUGUUUAUUGGAAAGACUUCACUUUACAUCUUUACGUGUAUCUCUAUCUACAGGUAGAUAACAGAUAUUACAAAUAUUACAUUGAUAAUUGAUAUUACAUGUAAUUUAUUCAUGUAUUAUAAUUAUAUAAAGGCAAAGAACCUUUUUUUUUUUUUUUCUUUUUAAGGUAUAACUGACAUUUUACCAACAAAACUAGACCAAUUCAUUUAUCAAUCAUGCAUGAUUAAGUAAAAUGUACUCAUAAGAUAUUCUUUCACUUAAAUUCACAACUUAAAAUCAAACAUUGCAGAAUUUAUCUGACAAUCUUUAAAAAUGUGUAUCGUCUUAUAAACAUUAGCAAUCAGGCAGUGUUAUUGAGUCUUUUAAUUUUUUUUGUAUUGGAAGGAUUGGGGCACUGUCAAAUCAAUUCCCCAAUGUCAAUACUUAGUUUUUCUGCUUUUUUUCUGGGUUUUGAUUAUAUACAUCAUUUUAAAGGCAUUUAUAUUUAAGGACACUGGAUGGUCACCAAAAUAUCAACUGGACUCAUGUGGAAAUUAAUAGGACUUUUUUUGGCUUAAACAAGUAAUGCAAGGCCUAAAUGUUCACCUAAACUUUGAUUUUAUUUGACUAUUGCUUAUAUUCUUUUUUCACAGUAUUGAUUAAUCAAAAAUAUAGCCAUCCAGCCCCUUUUUUAAAACAUUUAUAAUGUGACAAUCUGUUUUCAAUCUAAAGCAUAAUGGUGUGUUCCAUUGGCUUUAUUCACGUACAGAAAAUUGAAGAUUGAUUUUGAUUCAAUAUGGCUUGGGGGGGGGGGGGGGUGUCAUACAUGUUAGAGAUUUAUUUUUAAAAAUUGUGUUUGAAAAUCAGAUUUUUCAUGCACAAGUCAGAAAUAGUGGUACAGUAAUUGUUUUAUACAGCAGUAUUUAAACCUUGAAAAAUUAAUUUCAACUCUGUUUUCUCUUUUAUAUAUAAUUAUAUGCAGAUGCAGUUUUAUUUUUCUGUUAGGCAAGUUUAGGAUGAGAUGUAUGAUAGUAAAUUGUAGUUGACUCUUAAUUUCACUGCAAGAAAAAAAAAAUUGAUUUGUUUAAUUUAUGUACGGUACUCAGUUUUUGUCAUCUUAAACACCAAAGUUCACCUCCUAUAGGUUUUGUCUUUUCAUUGUAUCAUGUGAUUGUGACAAUAUUUAGAAUAUCAGUUAUAUUAAAUAUCAGCCAUGUGAACAGAAUAGUUGUGUCUUGAAGUGCUUUUAUUUUUUUAUUUUACAACAUAUUGUUAAAAAUAUUACCCAUGACAUAUAGUUGAAGCUAGGGUACAUAAAACCCUUUGUAUGUGAAAGGACUGUUUUAUUAUUAUUUUUUUGCAGUCAUGUUUUUUUUUCAUAAGUCAAUGAUGCAAUCAUAGAAAAAAAAAGACCCAUUUCAGCACCUUUCAAUGUACUUUAGUUUACUUUGGUUGCUAUGUUAUAGCGAGUGACUUUUCGUUGUUAGAGAUGACACAUCAGACAUGUUUUAUCACUCUCUGCUUCCUGCUAAAUCGUAGAUCACUGCACAGAAACCAGAUAAAAGAGAAAGAUUUAUGCUGUGCCCUAGUCUGUUCAGUGAUCAUAUGUGCCAGAUAUUGGUCACAGAACGGUGGAUUUUUGUUGUUCUUUUAUGAGGUUUCUGUGAAAACUCUUUUUGUUCGUAGAACAGACUUUAUUUUUCUCACAGAAAAUGUCUGAUUGUGGUAAUCUGGGUAAGAACAUGUGAUGAACACUUAACCAAUGUUUCUCAACACUUUGCAAAGAUUGCAAGUUAAAACACAAGCACAUACUUGUUUAUCUUUCUUUUUGAAUAAAAAAUAACAACCUUCCAAAUGAACUUGUAUAAUUAUAAUUCUAUGUAAGCUUUGUUGAAUUGUACAUGUAAAAGAGAAUGGGGAUUCAAAAAUCAGCUAUUUUUUGUUAUCUCCAAUAAGACUUGAUAAUAUAGUCACUACAGUAGAACGAUGAAUCUGUCCGCCAUAUACAUGUGUAUUAUGGUCUCAUUUAUUUAUAAAGUCAUGUGAUGUACAAUUGUGAUUAAAUCAUAUGUUAAUCUAUGACAAUAAUUCAAAAAAAUAUUAAAAGCAAUAUUGGUUUGAAACAUGUGUGAUAGAAGUUGAUUGUUGAAGUGCAAUUUUGAUUUUUCUGUGAUUGUUUUAUGUAUUUUAUCAGACCAAUGAAUGUAGUGGAGCCACAACUUUGAGAUGAAAAGUAGCUGUGUGACUAAAAGCCAUCAAUAAAAUUCAUCUGCUUUAA
This is a messenger RNA of Magallana angulata, 8255 nucleotides long. Its product is annotated as solute carrier family 12 member 6-like. The record is from RefSeq and is a predicted model, not a curated record. The transcript is spliced from 27 exons. The coding region runs from base 1066 to 4443 and encodes 1125 amino acids. NCBI's taxonomy places the organism in Eukaryota, Metazoa, Mollusca, Bivalvia, Ostreida, Ostreidae. Gene Ontology annotation, cellular component: membrane. Gene Ontology annotation, molecular function: potassium:chloride symporter activity. Gene Ontology annotation, biological process: chemical synaptic transmission; chloride transmembrane transport; potassium ion homeostasis.